AAAACUUUCUCGAUCACAGUCUUAGCGCUAAGAAGCAGCAUCGCAAGCACACCUGGAUGCCUUCCUAGAUACAAACAAAUCCACGCCAAUCAACCACGCAUAAAACAACUGACCAACGCCAUUGACCAGCUAAGCACGCCAUGAUUUCUCUUCUUCUUGCCGCCCUCUCCAUCCCUAAGCACGCCAUGUAAUUGUAAUCCCGUUCUUCCCCGCUGACCUGCGGCCGGGCGCACGCAGAGCUCGCUCGCGUUGACGACGCCAUUGAUCGACCGGCAGGUGGCAGCAGGACGCGGAAGCAGCGAGCUCGAUCGGGCCAGCCACGAGCAGCGGCGAUGAACGCGCCGCCGGGCGACGACGGCGGCGGCGCCGCGCGCGGCAUCUUCGGGUCGAGCGGCAUCAGCGGGUUCGGCUACGGCGUGGGCGUCUCCGUCGGCAUCCUCCUUAUCGUCUCCAGCAUCGCGCUCGCCGUCUACUUCUGCACGCGCACGUCCAUGCCCGUCGCCGCCGGAGGCGCGCCGCCGCGCCCCGGCGACGUCGAGCGGGGCAUCGACGAGGCCACGCUCGAGGCGUUCCCCGUGGUGGCGUACGCGGAGGCCAGGAAGGCGCCGGCGGCGCGGCGGCAGCAGCAGCAGGCGUGCUGCCCCGUCUGCCUCGACAACUACAGCGACAGCGACGUGGUCCGGGUGCUCCCCGACUGCGGCCACCUGUUCCACCGCGCGUGCGUCGACCCCUGGCUCCGGCAGCGCCCCACGUGCCCCGUCUGCCGGACCUCGCCGCUGCCCAGCCCCAUGCCCACGCCGCUCGCCGAGGUCACGCCGCUCGCGUCCGCACGGCCGUCGUGAGGGUUCUUGCGCUCGUGGCUUUUCUGCUCUCUGCUUCGAUUCUGCUACUUGGUCUCAGCAAUCCAUUUCAUGCGUACACAUGCAUAGCACGGUGUAAUUAGGGGUGUGUUCAGCUUAAUUAGGAGGUAGCACAAAAAUUUGUUUCCUUUGGGGGUGUAAAUUUUAGUAGAAUAGUGUAGGACAGUUAAGAGGUUUUGGUCUCUGAAGAAUUUGAAAUGAGAGCACAAAUUACAUGU
Panicum hallii is the source of this 1078-nucleotide messenger RNA. Its product is annotated as RING-H2 finger protein ATL70-like. The record is from RefSeq and is a predicted model, not a curated record. Bases 333 to 842 code for a protein of 169 amino acids. The transcript has a single exon. Lineage: Eukaryota; Viridiplantae; Streptophyta; Magnoliopsida; Poales; Poaceae.